Molecule: messenger RNA, 5832 nt
Organism: Branchiostoma floridae (Florida lancelet)
Lineage: Eukaryota; Metazoa; Chordata; Leptocardii; Amphioxiformes; Branchiostomatidae
Product: MAM and LDL-receptor class A domain-containing protein 1-like
Exons: 28
Coding region: 1-4608 (1535 amino acids)
Cellular component (GO): membrane
Molecular function (GO): calcium ion binding
Source: RefSeq, a predicted model, not a curated record
AUGGCUGUGAACGUCCUUUUCUUGCUCUUUGUAUGUCUGAUUGGCAGUUGUGCUGAGGCGAAUACGUCGCUGUCCUGGUUUGACUUUUAUGACGGAAAAGCGGUGGACGGCCACAAUGAUGAAGUUAUCGGGGGCAUCGACGUGGAGGAGUGUGCCAGACGGUGUUUAGUGGGAACCGCUACUGUUCCGUCUGGAUCGUGUCGGUCGUUUGAUUAUGACAAAGGAUUCGAAGGGGGUCGCUGUAUCCUAAGUAGAUCAAACAAGGACACAGCAGUAUUGUCUGAUAGUGACCCACCGUCACGAUUUGACUACUACCACAGAAGAGACAGUACCCACUUCUGUGAUUUUGAGACAGACCUGUGUCAGUACACACAGGAUACAACAGACGACUUUAACUGGAGACGUGACUCUGAUGGUACUGUUACGGGCGACACCGGUCCAACAGGUGACCACACCACUGGCUCAGGCUACUACAUGUACAUUGAAACAUCGAGCCCACGACAGAACCCACGACGGCAGGGAGAAAUCGCCCGCCUCGUAUCUCCGACCUAUCUCUUGCAUAGCGAGAGUCAAUGUCUUAUGUUCUGGACGCACAUGUAUGGAAUACACAGAGAGGAGUGUCCUACCAGCUGUGUAGGUACGCUGAGAGUAUCUGUGACAGCUGGAGGUACGGCGACUGAGAUCUGGAGCAGAUCUGGUAACCAAGGAAACCAGUGGUUCGACGUCGCUGUGAGCAUUCCGGUCACCGGAAGUUACCAGGUCAUCUUUGAAGGGGUUACAGGAGCAAACGCACAUGGCGACAUUGCUAUAGAUGACGUCAGCAUCCUACAAGGAGCUUGCCCAGAUGUAGAUGAGUGUCUUCGGAGAGAAGGCAGGGGACCAUGUGACCAGGUCUGCACCAACACUGUGGGAAGCGGUUUGUUCUGUUCCUGUAAUGAUGGGUUUACUCUUAAUCAGGACAGUCUCAACUGCAAUGAAUCGAGGACGUCCUGGUUUGACUUUUACGACGAAAAAGUGCUGAGCAGAAACAGCGAUGAGCGGAUAGAAGGCAUUCACUUGGAGGAGUGCGCCAGACGGUGUUUAGUGGGAACCUCUACUGUUCCGUCUGGAUCGUGUCUGUCAUUUGAUUAUGACCACCAAGGCGGCGGUGCCUGUGUCCUGAGUACAGCAAACAAGGACACAUCUGGAGUAGUAUUGUCUGAUAGUGACCCACCGUCGCGAUUUGACUACUACCACAAAAGAGACAGCCCCUACUCCUGUGAUUUCGAGACAGCCAACCUGUGUCAGUACACACAGGACACGACAGACGACUUUCAAUGGACGCGUAACUCUGGUUGGACUAGGAACACCGGUCCAACAGGCGACCACACCACUGGCUCAGGGUACUACAUGUACAUCGAAGCAUCGGGACGACAACAGGGAGAUGUCGCCCGUCUCACAUCCCCAACUUAUCUUUUGUAUCGAGGCAGUCAGUGUCUUCUGUUCUGGACACAUAUGAAUGGAUAUGGCACAGGUACUUUGAGAGUAUCUGUGAAAGCUGGAGGUGCCACGACUGAGAUCUGGAGCAGAUCUGGUAACCAAGGUAACCAGUGGUUCAGCGUCGCUGUGAGCAUUCCGGUCACCGGAAGUUACCAGGUCAUCUUUGAAGGGGUCAGAGGCCUCACGUUUGCUGACAUUGCAAUAGAUGACGUCAGUAUCCUACAAGGAGCUUGCCCGGAUGUAGAUCAAUGUCUUCGGAGAGAAGGCAGGGGACCAUGUGACCAGAUCUGCACCAACACUGUGGGAGGUUUCUCCUGUUCCUGUAAUGCUGGGUUUACUCUUCAACAGGACAACCUCACCUGCAAUGAAGCGAGGACGUCCUGGUUUGACUUUUACGACGAAAAAGUGUUGAGCGGCCACAACAUUGAGCGGAUAGAGGGCAUUAACGUGGAGGAGUGCGCUGGACGAUGUUUAGUGGGAACCUCUACUGUUCCGUCUGGAUCGUGUCGGUCGUUUGAUUAUGACCACCAAGGCGGCGGUGCCUGUGUCCUGAGUACAGCAAACAAGGACACAUCUGGAGUAGUAUUGUCUGAUAGUGACCCACCGUCGCGACUUGACUACUACCACAAAAGAGACAGCCCCUACUCCUGUGAUUUCGAGACAGCCAACCUGUGUCAGUACACACAGGACAGGACAGACGACUUUGACUGGACUCGUGACUCUGGUGGUACUCCUUCAGGUUUCACCGGUCCAACAGGUGACCACACCACUGGUACCAGCUCAGGCCAAUACAUGUACAUCGAAGCAUCGGGACGACAACAGGGAGAUGUCGCCCGUCUCACAUCCCCAACUUAUCUUUUGUAUCGCGGCAGUCAGUGUCUUCUGUUCUGGACACACAUGAAUGGAUAUGGCACAGGUACUUUGAGAGUAUCUGUGAAAGCUGGAGGUGCCACGUCUGAGAUCUGGAGCAGAUCUCGUAACCAAGGUAACCAGUGGUUCAGCGUCGCUGUGAGCAUUCCGGUCACCGGAAGUUAUCAGGUCAUCUUUGAAGCGGUCAUAGGAAGUUAUUUCGAGGGUGACAUUGCAAUUGAUGACGUCAGUAUCCUGCGAGAAGCCUGUCCAGUUGCUAUUUCAGGAGUACAAUGUCCGGCACUCGCAGUUCCAGACAACGGCGUGCUGAAUGGCGGGAACUCCUAUCAGGACGUGGUCCAGUUUACCUGUAACCAUGGAUACCAGCUGAUAGGAGAUUCCAGUCGGACGUGCCAGGCUGACGGGACAUGGACUGGAGCGGCCCCGACAUGCAUCGGAGUACAAUGUCCGGCACUCGCAGUUCCAGACAACGGCGUGCUGAAUGGCGGGAACUCCUAUCAGGACGUGGUCCAGUUUACCUGUAACCAUGGAUACCAGCUGAUAGGAGAUUCCAGCCGGACGUGCCAGGCUGACGGGACAUGGAGUGGAGCAGACCCGACAUGCAUCGACGUGAACGAGUGCAACCCAAACGGAGGCCGGGGACCAUGUGCUCACACCUGCACCAACACUGUUGGAAGUUACACCUGCACAUGCAACAAUGGCCACAGUCUCGGCUCCGAUGGACAUACGUGUGACCAGGUACAAUGUCCGACACUCACAGCUCCAGAGAACGGUGCCGUGAAUGGCGGGAACUCCUAUCAGGACGUGGUCCAGUUUACAUGUAACCAUGGAUACCAGCUGAUAGGAGAUUCCAGCCGGACGUGCCAGGCUGACGGGACCUGGACUGGGGCAGACCCGACAUGCAUCGGAGUACAAUGUCCGGCAUUCACAGCUCCAGAGAACGGUGCCGUGAAUGGCGGGAACUCCUAUCAGGACGUGGUCCAGUUUACAUGUAACCAUGGAUACCAGCUGAUAGGAGAUUCCAGCCGGACGUGCCAGGCUGACGGGACAUGGACUGGAGCGGACCCAACAUGCAUCGGAGUACAAUGCCCAACACUCACAGCUCCAGAGAAUGGUGUGACAGUCGUAAACGGCGGGAACUCCUAUCAGGACGUGGUCCAGUUUACCUGUAACCAUGGAUACCAGCUGAUAGGAGAUUCCAGCCGGACGUGCCAGGCUGACGGGACAUGGACUGGAGCGGACGCGACAUGCAUCGCUCCGGACAUCGACGGUUGCUCAUCCAGUCCAUGCCUUGCCCAGGCCCGCUGCACUGACGUCCCAGCCCCGGGGACGGGAGCUACAUGUACCUGUGGGACCGGAUAUUUGGGAGAUGGACGGAAAGAUGGAAGUGGGUGUACAGACAUCGACGGAUGUUCAGUUAGCCCAUGUGUUGCCCAGGCGUCUUGUGAGGAUGUACCCGCUCCAGGUACAGGAGCUAUAUGUACCUGUCCGGAUGGUUAUGGCGGCAAUGGGCACAGAGACGGAACUGGAUGCACAGACAACGACGGAUGCUCUCCCAGCCCAUGUGUUGCCCAGGCCAUCUGUACUGAUGUCCCAGCACCAGCUGUAGAAGCUACAUGUAACUGUACGGAUGGGUACGUGGGAGAUGGACGCAAAAAUGGAACAGGAUGCACAGACAUCGAUGGUUGCUCACCCAACCCAUGUCAUGCCCAGGCCCGAUGUACUGAUAUCCCAGCCCCGGGUACAGGAGCCAGGUGUUUCUUUACGGAUAGGCUUAAGGGCAACGGCUCACAAGGAGGAACUAGCUCAACAUUCGACGACGGCGGCCAUAGAACUUCUGCCAACCAUAUCCUCAUGCCCGUUGCAGGAGUGAUUGGCCUGGGAGCAGUUUUAGCCCUACUCUUGGUGGUACUUGUUACUGCAGUGGCUGUCAACGUUGUGCUCAAACGAAGACUGGCCGGUGUAAAAUCAAAGCGUGGGGCUAACGGCACAACUAUUCAAAACAGCGCGUUUGACGACACGUACGCAGACACUAGAACCAGCCGCGCGAACAACGACGGGACAUACUGUGACGUCAUCGAUGACGACAUCACCAAACGGCGUGGUCCGGCUUAUGGUAUCAGCCAACAUGGAGUCAAUAACACAUCUGAUGUCGGUGGUGGGGAGGGGACCUAUCAGACCCUGGACCCACGCACACUUGAGACAGGAAACAAUGAAUAUCAGAAGCUUGCAAAGAACCGAGUUUUUCAGCAGUCCUAGACAUGCAUACCAUAAUACAGCAUAAAGGCCCACACUACAAUAUUUUCGUUAUUGACUAUAUCAGUUUAAUGAAGCGAUAUACUACUGUUUGAAGGAACAUACAAUAAAGGCUUAGUCUGACUUACGCAAUACAACAAAUUAACUUUAUUUCUCCUAAACACUAUUGAUCUAUUGUUUUAAAUAGAUCUAGAGAAAAUUUCAGGACAAAUAUAGGACGAAUACUGCGCUUCAUAGAAGAUGUUGAAUAUCUAACCUGACGUCGUUGCCAGUAUUCUGCUUUAGUAGAUAUAUUGGUUGCUAGCAUUCUUUCUACUUUUUAAUUUAGAUUAAGUGUAUUUAGUGAUUAUCGACUUUAAAAUAAUAAUGAUACGUUUAUUGAAAAUUCUUGCCCGAGGGCUAAUUGCAGGUACAAACAACAUGUAAAAUAAGGACUAUACAAAGGUGCUAUGAACUACAUUCUAUGACUAUGCUAUGCUAGUGUACAUUAUGCUGGUUUUGUUGGGUCAGACUUCUUCUCUUUAGGCAGUGGAAGACGAAUUUACCCACUUCUUUUAUUAUGUGUGGGUUCUUUGAUUUUAAUACAUGUAGUAGGGUUGAUUUUUCAUUGUCAGGAAUAGUUGGAAAGUAAGCGUGUAUUUUGGAUACUAGAUCUUCAUAUUACCACCUAUUAUAUAUUAACGGUUUUGCAUUAAAGGUUUUUUCACUUCAUAUGUCAUUCUCUAUCUUUUCCACAUAUCUAUUGUGUGGACAAGUAUGAUGUGAAUUUAGAUAUGCUCAUACACUGUAUCCGAACGAAUCGCCGAGUAAAAACAAUGAAACUAUGUUGACACAUUUUGAAGAGGUAAAGAACUCCCCGGCACGCACUGAUUUGAAUGUUAGCGGCCCGUUUGUCACAUCCAAUUGCACAUGUCAAUCAUAUCAAGAUCAGCAGGGAAAAAAACAUCUGUGUUUAAUUGAUUUUGAAAUGUAGAAAUAAUCAUAAAAGAAUAUAGAAAUAAGGUAAUAAUGAUAUUUGAUUACAAUACUGAAACGAUCAUGCGAGUAAUGAUGCAAUGCUUAUAUGAAAAGAUGACAUGUAAUGUGAUGAAAUGAUAUGUAAUGAUUUGAUAACCAAAAUGAAUAACGUGAGUAAUGACAUGAUAAUAUUAUAUGAGCUGUUAAGUAUACAAUGUGGCUGGUAUACUUGGAUAGGUUGAUAUUUAAGGGAGGCUCUUCUUUUUUCUG